Thalassophryne amazonica is the source of this 1211-nucleotide messenger RNA. RefSeq names its product chromobox homolog 8a (Pc class homolog, Drosophila) (gene cbx8a). The coding region runs from base 111 to 1130 and encodes 339 amino acids. The record is from RefSeq and is a predicted model, not a curated record. The transcript has 5 exons. Lineage: Eukaryota; Metazoa; Chordata; Actinopteri; Batrachoidiformes; Batrachoididae.
CGUCUCCACACUGCGUAUUAUGGGAUGUGCGGAAUUAAACUGCCCGAUGAGGCUGCGGAGAAGCCAAAAAUAACAAGGCAGGCCUAAAUAAACGCAGUGCAUGCCGGACCAUGGAGCUGUCGGCUGUCGGUGAGAGUGUUUUCGCAGCCGAAUCCAUCAUUAAACGCCGAAUCAGACGGGGUCGCUGGGAAUAUCUGGUGAAAUGGAAGGGCUGGUCUCAGAAGUACAGCACCUGGGAGCCGGAGGAAAACAUCCUGGAUGCGCGUCUCUUCGCCUCCUUCGAGGAGAGGGAACGAGAAAGGGAGCUGUUUGGGCCCAAAAAGAGGGGCCCCAAACCUGAGACGUUUCUCUUAAAGGCCAAAGCCAAAGAGAAGACGUAUGAGUUCAGGAGAGAGUCUCCCAGAGGGAUCCAAGUGUCCUACCCAAUCCCUGAGCCGGUGGUAACGGCUCGAGCCCGUGAGGGUUUACGCACCGUAGUCCCCACAAUCUACCCUCCCAGCAUCAUCAACCGAGGGGAAAGUGUCCACGUCCGGACAGCAGAGCUGGAUCGGAGGCCCAGGUCUGCCACGCCGGCUUCACCAGUCGUCCACGAAACCUUCUGUUUCCCCAAAAAGAGAGGGCGCAAGCCUAAGCUGCAUGACAAAGAUCAUGGGAUCAUCUCCGAGGAGCCUGAGUCUAAAAGGAGCAGGCUGCUGGGAGAACCGGUUCUGUCUCAAAUGGCCCUGCGGUUGCAUGACUGCGGGGAGACAUCAGACCAGAGCCUGAUCCAGCUGACCAAGAGGUUCCAGGAGGAGACCACGAUUACUCCCAAAUCUAGCAGUGAGCAGAGACAUGAGGGAAGGAGCGGCCUGGCCUACACGUGUGCCUUCAGGGACCAGGGGCUCCACAGGUCGAACUGCCUGAUGGCUGUCAAUCAAGUCAGCAAAUUGCAGCAGAAACCCAAGAACCAGGAGGAUUUUGAGCGAGUUUUGUCCACAGAGCCCAAGUCUGUCCACGACCCAGGAGUCGGCUGGACCCCGUGUUUGGACAUCGUGGACUCUGUGACUGUGACUGAUGUCACCAUGAACUUCCUGACAGUCACCAUCAAAGAGAGCAGCACGGACAAAGGCUUUUUCACGCACAGCAGAUGAGUACACGCACGGUUCAGUGUGACGCUUAUUUUUGCUAAAGGUCACAGAAUGUUUCAUAUCCUGCUGAAAAAAAAAAAAAAU